Molecule: messenger RNA, 1077 nt
Organism: Diaporthe amygdali
Lineage: Eukaryota; Fungi; Ascomycota; Sordariomycetes; Diaporthales; Diaporthaceae
Product: dihydrodipicolinate reductase
Exons: 1
Coding region: 1-1077 (358 amino acids)
Source: RefSeq, a predicted model, not a curated record
AUGGCGACCCCCACUAAGAAGUACCGUGUUAUUCAAGUCGCGACAGGCAAUGUCGGUAAUGUGUCGCUCCGGGCCAUCAUCGAGCAUCCCCUGCUGGAGCUUGCCGGUGUGCUAGUCUACACUAAGGACAAGGUCGGAAAGGACGCUAGUGAGCUUUGCGAACUGUCUGAUCCCAAACCCACUGGCAUCAAGGCAACCGACAAAUUGGAGGAGAUCUUGGCCAUCAAGGCCGACGCGGUCGCGUACAUGCCCAGACAAACCAACUUCGAGGAACUAAGUAAGAUCUUGGGUUCUGGCAAGGAUGUAGGGACGACGCGCACUGAUCUCCUCAAUCCGAAUUGGCUGAAGCCGGAACACCGAAGUCUCAUCGAGGCAGGCUUGAAGAAAGGAAACACGGCUCUACGAUCCAUAGGUAGCAGUCCAGGUACGGCCACUGAGUUGCUGCCGCUGGUUCUGCUUUCUUACCAGCGGAAGCUGGACUGCUUGGUCAUCAACGAGUAUGCGAAUUUGUCGAGCCGAACGAAUUCAGCCGACAUGAUCUUCAACCAGAUGGGCUAUGGCCAGCCGGACUCUGAUUUUUCAGAACAGAUGUUGAGCAAGGUGGCCGAAGACUUCCAAGGUUCCAUCAGAAUAACAGCUCAAGGACUCGGGAUCGAGCUGGACGAGGUCAAAGUGAGCGGCGAAAAGGCGCUGGCCUUGGAGGACAUCAAAAUCGCAUCUGGCCUGGUUCCCAAAGGCACGGUCGCCGCGCUUCGCAUUUCCCAUGACGGGAUCUACAAGGGAAAGGUCAUAAUCAAGUACCGUGCUAAUUGGUUCGUCACCACCAAGCUGAGCAAGGCCUGGGGCGAUGAGUGGGACCUCGACAAGUAUCAGUCAGGAUUUAUCAUCAGUUGUAAUGGCGAUGCGCCCUGGAAGAUGCAUAUUAGCUUCCCAGUUUCGGACGAUUACUACCCGAAAUUCACCCCUACUCUGGCCGCUUACCCUGUGGUCAAUCUUCUUCCUCAACUCUGUGACGGAGAGCGUGGAUUCCGCACAACACUCAACUCUCCCGUCCCCACCACUCAUUUUGAUUUCUAA